Botrytis fragariae is the source of this 3642-nucleotide messenger RNA. RefSeq names its product putative udp- transferase protein. Lineage: Eukaryota; Fungi; Ascomycota; Leotiomycetes; Helotiales; Sclerotiniaceae. Gene Ontology annotation, molecular function: hexosyltransferase activity; UDP-glycosyltransferase activity. The coding region runs from base 1 to 3642 and encodes 1213 amino acids. The record is from RefSeq and is a predicted model, not a curated record. Gene Ontology annotation, biological process: carbohydrate metabolic process. The transcript has a single exon.
AUGACAGAAGCAUCGACAGAGAUGGCUGCUAAUAGUGGGCCGACAAUGGCAGAUGGACCUGCACAUAUUCCGUUGCAAUCGAGAUCAUUGUCCGCCACCAAAACAGAUUUUCCUGCUGCGAAUAUUACACACAACGUCCAACAAGAAGAGGAAAAACGACCUAACCUUGCACCUGCGAAAGUAUGGCAAACCGAAAGACCGCGAGCAACCACGAAAUCAUCUCUGCUGGCACCAGCUUACAAAAGAGGAGAAACAAACACGUCAUUGUUGAAUGAAGCAAUUUGGAGUAGAGGUCCCGAUUACAAAGAUGAUGGAUCUACAAGUAGCAGCAGCAGCAGUAGCAGUGAGGACGAGGAAGAUGUUCCAGCGGAGAAGAAGAAAAAGAACUACAUACCAGGAAAGAAAAAUGCUGCCGAUACGGGUGGCAGGAAACAAUAUAACAAAUUCCAGGUUGGAAAUGAUGAUUACAGUACUAGGGGAAAGGUAUCAAAGAGAGAUGGACGAUUAAACAUCAGUUUUAAUGAGACAAGCAAUCGAGGAUAUCUCGCAAAGGCAUUGGGCGCCACUUUCUUCGAUAAAGUAGGGCAUGAUGACACCACGGACGAAACACCAGAAGCCAACCUUGCCCGACGCCAACGUGGAAAACUCUCAAAAUCUUCAGCGGAAGAAACAGUCACUUCAAAUAUACCCAGACCAAGGUUGAAUAUUGUUGUAAUGGUUAUUGGUAGUCGUGGCGAUAUUCAACCAUUUUUAAAGCUGGGAAAGAAUCUGAAGGAGUAUGGACAUAGAGUACGAAUAGCAACACAUCCCGCCUUCAGAGAUUUCGUGCAGAACGAUUCUGGGCUGGAAUUUUUUUCGGUUGGAGGAGACCCUGCAGAACUUAUGGCAUUUAUGGUCAAAAAUCCAGGAAUGAUACCGACAAUGGAUACUCUCAAGAAAGGAGAAGUAGGAAGACGAAGAGAGCAAAUGGCUGAAAUGUUUGAAGGUUUCUGGCGAGCUUGCAUUAAUGCAACGGACGAGGAAAGGGAUGUUACAAAUCUCAAAAUGAUGGGAAAUAAGGCGCCAUUCGUCGCAGAUGCUAUUAUUGCAAACCCUCCAUGUUUUGCACAUAUUCAUUGCGCAGAACGACUCGGCGUUCCUCUUCAUCUCAUGUUCACAUUUCCAUAUACUCCAACGCAAGCAUUUCCACAUCCUUUGGCUAAUAUCAAGAAAACAAAUGUUGAUCCAGGUUAUACGAACUUUAUGUCAUAUCCGUUGGUGGAAAUGAUGACUUGGCAAGGACUGGGUGAUCUCGUCAAUAACUUCAGAGUAAAGACUUUAGGUCUAGAACCGGUAUCCACAUUAUGGGCUCCAGGUCAACUUUACCGCCUCAAAGUUCCGUAUACGUACCUGUGGUCACCGGGCCUCGUGCCCAAACCCAAAGAUUGGGGACCAGAAAUUGAUAUCGCUGGUUUCGUUUUCCUGGACCUUGCGAAUACAUUCACACCACCGGACGAUCUCGUCAAGUUUCUCGAUGAUGGAGAGCCACCAAUUUACAUUGGGUUUGGUUCUAUUGUUGUUGAUGAUCCUGACAGAUUUACUGAGAUGAUCUUUGAAGCUGUGAAGAAAGCUGGAGUAAGAGCAUUGGUUUCAAAAGGAUGGGGUGGCCUCGGUGGUGAAAAUACGCCAGAGAAUGUGUUCAUGCUCGAAAACACACCGCAUGAUUGGCUUUUCCCCAAAGUCAAGGCGGUAGUGCAUCAUGGCGGUGCUGGAACGACUGCGAUAGGCCUUAAAUGUGGAAAGCCGACUAUGAUUGUUCCAUUUUUCGGCGAUCAACAGUUCUGGGGAUCUAUGAUUGGUACUGCAGGGGCUGGAGCAGAUCCCGUUCCCUACAAGGAAUUGACAGCUGAUAAAUUAGCAGAAGGUAUCAAGCAGUGUUUGACGGACGAAGCUAGAGAAGCGGUAGAGAAGAUCGCGAAGGAUAUUGAAGCUGAAGGCGAUGGUGCACAAAAUGCAGUAAAGUCAUUUCAUCGAAGUCUUACGCUCCGAGGCGAACAUUCUAUGCGCUGUUCAAUUCUGGAAGAUCGAGUGGCGGUUUGGACCAUGAAAGGGACGAAUUUGAGGUUGAGCGCAUUGGCUGCUGAGUUGUUAGUGGAGAGGAAGAAAAUCACAUGGAAGCAGUUGAGACUCAUUAGACAUCAUGAAUGGAAUGAUUUCGAAGGACCAGGUGAACCUAUUAGCGGUGUUACAACAGCUGUUACAGGAACUGUUACGGGGAUUGCUGCUGGUGUAGGCAGUAUACCCUUCAAGGUCAGAAAGACUAUCAAGAGAAGAAGUAUGCAUGAAGAGAGAAAGAAGAGGAAAUCGGAAGAUACACGGAAAAGUGGAAGUGGAACCACUCUUGUUGAAAAGAAACCUGAUUCUCAAGAGAAUGUCGAUACCUCGAAUACUUCUACACUCAACAAUCAAACGAUACAAGAAGAGAGUCAUCAAGAUGAAAACGCUAACCCAUCCAAAGAGACCGAAAAUACCAAUUCAGCAACAGAAACACACGAUACCAGCCCUGAGGCUGCCGUAAAUUCUCCAUGUGAUGCUGGUAUGGCAAAUCAUACUACAAGCGGUGAACCGACUCGCCAAUACAGUCAAGCUAAUCGAGAAGAACAACAACAACAAAAUUCACAGCCUAAAAAUAACACCGAUAAUCAAUCCAUGCUCUCCUCCGACCCCACACAUAACGAAGCCGAAGAAGUAGUUAAAGAUAUUGGCCAUGGUUUUGGUGAAACGGCGGAAGCAGUAGCUCGUGCACCCAUGGAUCUAGCACUUGCUCUCGCUCAAGGUUUCCAUAAUGCUCCUCGUUUAUAUGGAGACACUACCGUAAGAAGACCAACAAGAAUCACGGGUAUGAAGAGCGGAUUAAAGGCUGCCGGUGAAGAAUUCAUCUUUGGCAUUUAUGAUGGAGUUACUGGAUUAGUAGUACAACCAUACACCGGAGCUCGAGAUCACGGCGCAUUGGGUUUUGUAAAGGGUGUAGGAAUGGGUCUAACGGGUUUCGUCUUGAAGGAUAUUAGCGCCAUCGUUGGACCCUUUGGAUACACAUUAAAAGGUGUCCAUAAAGAAAUGGUGAAGAACAAACAACCUACUGCGUUUAUCCGAAGAGCGAGAAUUCUCCAGGGGCAACGAGAUAUAAACAUUCUCGAUGAGGAUUCAAAAGGGAGAAAGGGGGUUGAAGAGAGAGUUACGCAUGGAUGGAAUGUCAUACAAGAAGUAUGGAAAUUGAUGGAUGAGAAAAAACGCGACGGAGGAUUGGGAUUGAAAGGGAAAUUGAAGGUUAUGCGAGAACGUAGGACGUGGCGUUCAAAUGGAGCGUUUGAGGGGGUCGGAGCUGCGGAGAGAGCGGUACAAGCGAAGAAGAAAGGGGAUAGAGGGGGCAUUAAAGCGGUUUUCAAAAGACAAAGGAAGGAAUUGGAGAAGGCGGAAAGACCUAGGAAAGGAGUCGCGGCAGAAUUGGAGGAAGAUAAAAUUAGGAGACAACAGGGGAUUGAGAGAGGCAAUGAGGGAGAGGGAGAGGUUCAUCCGGAAACAGGACACGAUGAAAGACAGGUUGUGGUUGAAGAGGGAAGUUCGAAGCCAGAGGGAAAGGACACGCCACAAUUGAUUGCUUGA